Molecule: messenger RNA, 1501 nt
Organism: Osmia lignaria (orchard mason bee)
Lineage: Eukaryota; Metazoa; Arthropoda; Insecta; Hymenoptera; Megachilidae
Gene: Fntb
Product: Farnesyl transferase beta subunit
Biological process (GO): protein farnesylation
Cellular component (GO): protein farnesyltransferase complex
Molecular function (GO): protein farnesyltransferase activity
Source: RefSeq, a predicted model, not a curated record
GAUAAAAUAAUAAAUGACUUGCGAUAGAGGAGGGAUUGGCAACUGGGGUUGUCUGGAACCCCAAAGUGUUGAACACUCGUGAACUAAGCCAUGUAUAGUCUUUUUGCAUGUAUAGUCACUGCUACUAAUAAGAAGGCUCCUCAUAACCUUAAAAUUAUGUGGAAUUCAAUGUAUAAUGAACUUGAUGAAUCACGCAUUAGAAGUUACGCCGAAAUACUAGAACAAAAGCAGGAUGACGAAAACCACCCAACUGCAACUUCUCUCAAACAGAAUCGAGUGGAAAAUGAUGUACUUAAAUUGUAUAAGUUAAAUAAUGAGCCAAUUUUGACAAGACAAAAGCACAUUGGGCUAUUAAAAAAAUCUUUGACCCAUCUUAAUGAAGCAUAUGAGUGUUUAGAUUGCAGUAGACCAUGGUUAUGUUAUUGGAUUUUACAUUCUCUUCAAAUUUUGGGAGAACGUUUAGAUCAUGAUGAAUCUUCAAAAAUUAUUGGCUUCUUAGCCAAGUGUCAAUCAACAGAAGGAGGUUUUGGAGGAGGUCCAGGACAACAUCCUCAUUUGGCUCCUACAUAUGCAGCAAUAAAUGCAUUAUGCAUCAUUGGUACCCCUUCAGCUUACCAAGUAAUUGACAGAAAGGGACUUAAACGAUUUUUAUCAUCUUUACGUGGAGAAGAUGGUUCUUUUAGCAUGCACGCGGAUGGAGAAGUAGACAUAAGGGGAGUAUAUUGUGCACUUGCUGUAGCAAAAUUAAUAAAUGUAUAUACUCCUGAAAUAUUCAAAGGAACUGAAAAUUGGAUAGCUAAGUGUCAGACUUGGGAAGGUGGUUUUGGGGGUUGUCCUGGUAUGGAAGCCCAUGGAGGAUACGCAUUCUGUGCAUUAGCAGCACUUGUACUUCUUGGAAAAACUCACUUCUGUUCUUUAAAAUCAUUAUUGAGAUGGAUAGUGAAUAAACAAAUGCGUCUAGAAGGUGGAUUUCAAGGACGUACUAAUAAAUUAGUGGAUGGUUGCUAUUCAUUUUGGCAGGGUGGAGCUUUCCCACUAAUUCAUGCAAUUUUAGCAAAAGAAGAAAAAACAUUUAAUUCUGAUUAUUGGUUAUUCAAUCAAGAGGCCUUACAAGAGUAUUUAUUAAUUUGCUGUCAACAUCCCCAUGGAGGUCUUUUGGAUAAACCUGAAAAAAUUCGAGAUAUAUAUCAUACUUGUUAUGCGCUUAGUGGAUUGUCAGUUGCACAAAACUCUCCAAGGCAAGUGAUCAUUGGAUCGCCUAAUUUAAAUUUAGUGGAAAUAAUUCAUCCUGUUUACAAUCUAGUGCUUUCUUCUGCAGUCAAUGCAUUAAAAUACUUUAAUACACUACCGAUACCUGACUGAGUCUAUAUUUGAUGUUCAGAGUGCAUUGAUAAAAUGAAUGUUUUUACUUUAAUUUAAGAGAAAGUUUAGAAACAGAUUCUAUCUCACCUAAUAUUAAAGUUGACCAACAGAGUGUAAAUAAAGUUAUUUAUUAACGAAA